Molecule: messenger RNA, 276 nt
Organism: Ostertagia ostertagi
Lineage: Eukaryota; Metazoa; Nematoda; Chromadorea; Rhabditida; Trichostrongylidae
Source: the annotation of a GenBank genome assembly
AUAUUCAUAAAAGGAGAUAACCGCGCGGUCUGCAUAGGUGACAGCGGAGUCGGACUCUACCGAGCAAAAAAUGGUACAGCCACAAUUUUUGGAGUGCUAAGUGGAGGAACUCAUUGUGAUCAAAUGCUCCACGAAGGACUGAAAUCAAACGAUUCUUAUGUCUCAGUCACCGCUAUGUUACCGUGGAUCAGAUCUGUUCUCAAUGGGAAAACACCGGAUGGUACCAUUCACUUUACUUAUGAUUCCGACGAAGAGAUAUACAAACUACAGGAUUAA